This is a messenger RNA of Rhizopus microsporus ATCC 52813, 411 nucleotides long. Its product is annotated as ubiquitin-conjugating enzyme. NCBI's taxonomy places the organism in Eukaryota, Fungi, Mucoromycota, Mucoromycetes, Mucorales, Rhizopodaceae. The record is from RefSeq and is a predicted model, not a curated record. The annotation marks the transcript as partial. The transcript is spliced from 2 exons.
CUUGAAAGAGAACCACCACCGGGAAUCACUUGCUAUCCAAAAGAAGACGACAUUACCCAGUUAGAAGCAUAUAUCAAAGGGCCACCUGAUACGCCUUAUGAGAAGGGGCUAUUCAAACUUGAUAUUCAGAUACCUUUAAAAUAUCCAUUUGAGCCACCUCAGAUUCGCUUUAAAACACUCAUUUACCAUCCCAACAUUGACGACAGUGGACGCAUUUGUGCAGACAUUUUAAAAACGGGUGGGUGGAAGCCUGCACUUAAUCUCUCAACCACUUUAAUAUCCUUAUCUCAAUUACUUGCUCAUCCAAAUCCUGACGAUCCUUUGGAUGCUGAUAUUGCAAAGGAGUAUUAUAUAGACUACCCUCAGUUUAAACAAAAGGCUGAGGAAUACACAUUGAAAUAUGCCACAAAA